AAAAAAAAGUUUAUUAAUCAUGAAUUAAAAAAUAUUUUAAUAUGGCUUAUUUAUUUCAAAUCGAUUGUGUGCGGUAUGCAUGCAGUUGUGGUUCUUUAAAAUCUAUUGCAAAAAUUUAUUUUUGUAGACACUGCUUAAGUAUUCGAUGUGGUUAUUGUGUUUGUCAUGAGGUAGAUUCAUAUUAUUGCUCAAAUUGUUUGGAAAAUCCACCUGCUUCAGAAGUUCGAUUGAAGAAAUAUAAAUGUUCUAAUUGUUUUGAUUGUCCUUGCUGCUUUGAAACACUAUCAAUACGUUCUGGUCAAGUAUUGGUAAAAUCAUUACAUACUACUCAGGAGGAAUCGAAACCUGUAACAAAAAAAAUUUAUUAUUUAAGUUGUACAUUAUGUAGAUGGAGUUCUAGAGAUGCUGGUAUUCCUGAUCAAACUGUUGCAACUGGAAGUUGGAGAGAACAAGAAAGUCCAAACACAUACAGAAUAACAGCACUUAUUAAUUUUUAUAAAAUUUUAGGUUCUAUUGAAAAACAACAGAAAGAACGCAAAAAGUUUCAGUCAAAACGAAUUUUUCUUCAAUUUGAAAAAUUCGGAAUUACUUCUACAAUGGCUAGAAAACGUGUUGGUCAAUUACCAUUGUUACAAUCUAAUACACAAAGUGACCAACCACAGCCAUCAGAGGCUAGUGAAGAAAUCGAGGAAUUAUCACAAGAUAUUUUUACUAAAUCUAUUGAUAUAACUAAAAUCACUACUUUAGAUCAAAGGUUACAACAUCCUGAAUUACAAGUUGAAAAUAUUAAUGAAUUACGGCCUCAAAGAAAACAAUUUAUAGUAAAGAGAUCCCAACGUUGUAGAUUUUGUGAACAUACUGUUAGUAAACCUGAUUAUUGUCCAACAUCUACUAAAUUUAAAAUUCAACUAGCAGCUUUCUAUCAUGUUCCAGAGCUCCGUAUUGUCGCAUGUGAACCAUUACGCCUUGGAUAUUCUAGCGAAUUACUCUUAAAAUUUUGCAACCCCACUCAACAUCAAACACAAAUAAUACUUUUGUCAAUGGACACACCCAUGAUGCCAACUACAACAACUUUACAAGGUAUUAAGGAAGAAAUAAAUCGUGAAAAUGUUCAAAUGGGUUGUGAUUCUCCAAAUUUAUUACCAUCUGCUGUUCGACAAGCAAUUGUGGUUGAAGAAGGAAGACAGGUAAACAUAGUUAUAAAUGCUGAAGUAAUAUUACCAUCUAGUUCUUUUAUAUUACCACCAAGAGAUGAUGCUGCUGAAUAUGAUGAUCCAAGUGAUAGUCAAAAUUCUCAAGAUGAUCCAAAGUUAGUUGUAUGGAGAAAAGGCAACAAGGCAAUCAUAAGAUUAGAUGUAAUACCUUAUGUUGAUAAAGAUAAAAUGGUUAAAGAUGAACCCAUUGUGGUUGGAUUAGCUAUGCAAUAUGGUUAUAUCAAUACUAUAGCAACAUUAGAACAUAAAGCGCCACAAAAAUUAGAUUUAAAAGUGAAGUUAUUUUUAACACUUGGAAAUUUAGUUCAUAACAUUUUAUAA
Molecule: messenger RNA, 1535 nt
Organism: Ceratosolen solmsi marchali
Lineage: Eukaryota; Metazoa; Arthropoda; Insecta; Hymenoptera; Agaonidae
Gene: DCTN4-p62
Product: dynactin subunit 4
Exons: 9
Coding region: 42-1535 (497 amino acids)
Cellular component (GO): dynactin complex
Source: RefSeq, a predicted model, not a curated record